Thlaspi arvense is the source of this 942-nucleotide messenger RNA. The record is from the annotation of a GenBank genome assembly. Lineage: Eukaryota; Viridiplantae; Streptophyta; Magnoliopsida; Brassicales; Brassicaceae.
CCAUGGCUCUCCAACAAGACACCCCAAGCCCCUUAUGCCCCCCCCCCCCCCCCCCCCCCCCUCCCUCCCUACAAAAGAAAACACAUCCCUAAAGGUCAAGGAUCUGCUCCACCAAGGCUCAAACGAGUAGAACUUAGAAAUAUGAGGAAACUAUUCGCCAGAUUAUCCCAAGCUCCAGGAAAACCAGCCGAUUCAUUGGUCUGGUUACCCGAUAAAGCAUGCAACUUCUCAACAAAAACAGGAGCCUCCCCAAUCACCCUGUCACCUAUAUACGCACAUGUGGAUCCAGAUUCCAGAAGCCUCUUGCAGUCUCUCCACAAAUCCAAGAACUCUCCUUCGUCAGGACUAACAGAGACUCCACUUUACCCUUGGAUCCUCUGGUAUCUCUGGAAAGCGCGAAACAAACUUGUCUUCGAAGAGAUCAGCACUAUAUGCCCAGAUCUGGUGGAAAAAGCCUCUUCGGAAGCCCUUACCUGGCAAGCGGCAAACACCGAAGCGACCCCAAAGCACUCACACUCCUCCAAGCGAAAUAGGACCGUCGCUCCUCCCACUGUCCCAACUUGCUACACAGAUGGAGUGUGGAACCCAGUAUCCAAAUUUGGAGGCAUGGGUUGGAUUAUCGUGGAUCCAGUGGGAGACACGAUCCGGGAGAACUCCUCAUCAAGACGUUUUGUAGCUUCAGCGCCGACAGCAGAAGCCUUAGCAGUCCUAGGCAGCCUACGAGACUCCAUAUCGCUCGAGAUCAAGGACAUGCACAUCAAGUCAGACUCGGAAGUCCUCAUCAACGCCCUCACUGGAGGAUCGGAAUUGCUAGAGAUCGCAGGGAUCCUUGACGAUAUAAGGAGCCUUGUUCCUCUCUUCAUUUCCAUAGCGUUCUGCAAACUCUUUAGCAGAUGGGCUGGCAAAAUCAGCCUUUUGUCUCUUAGCUCAUUGGACCCUGUC